Ceratitis capitata (Mediterranean fruit fly) is the source of this 2129-nucleotide messenger RNA. Its product is annotated as D-2-hydroxyglutarate dehydrogenase, mitochondrial-like. The coding region runs from base 521 to 2020 and encodes 499 amino acids. Gene Ontology annotation, molecular function: catalytic activity; FAD binding. The record is from RefSeq and is a predicted model, not a curated record. The transcript has 9 exons. NCBI's taxonomy places the organism in Eukaryota, Metazoa, Arthropoda, Insecta, Diptera, Tephritidae. Gene Ontology annotation, cellular component: mitochondrion.
UGUUUUGAUCGCCUCCGCUGCAGGCAGUCGUUUAAGAGAUAAUAACUACUCCAAAAUCAUUUCAAACGUGACGCUGAGGAGUGCGCAAGAUAUUCGCUGGCGACUGAGAAAAACUAAUACCAGCAGUGGUGUAAAUAAAUAAUAUUGGAUCUUUUACUUUAAUAAUAGUUUUUAACUAAAAAAAAUUGCUAAUAAAAUUUGUUGAGAAAAGUGCGAGUGAGUAAACAGCAAAAUUUGUGAAGAGAAAACGAGUUUGUGUUUGUUUACCUUGUGUUUUGCAAGCUCUGCUGAUGUGCGCACUGCAGAGAGCGUCUAUAAAAAGGGAUGUGGCUUGCUCCUGAAUUAGAAAAGUUAAAGAGAUUAUUGUUCUGUGUUCUUUUCAUUCUGGUUGCAAGUAAGGUCGCAGUUCGUCCGAGAGCUAUUGAUGAGAAGAAUAACACAUUAAAAUUUCGAAAAACCAGCUGAGCGCGUUUUCCUACCAGCAGCUCACGUAUAGAUGCUAUAAAUCCCAACAGACAUAAUGACGCUUGGAAGAAUAGUCAAGUUUCAAGCAUUGCUUGCCAGAUCGUUAAGCAGAACUUAUUCAGCUGUCGGAAUACCAGAGUUAACGCAGUUCCGCCAUAAUGUGAAACGAAGCGACUAUGCUAAUAUAGAAGACGCGGACAUUACCGUCUUCGAGUCCAUUAUAGGCAAACGUUACACACUACAGGAAGACUUACAAGCAUACAACAUGGACUUUUGGCACAGUGUGCGCGGCAAUAGCAAACUGAUGUUGAAACCCGGCUCGGCCGAGGAGAUAUCCGCCAUUUUAAAGCAUUGCAAUGAGCGCAAAUUGGCCAUAUGUCCACAAGGUGGCAACACCGGUGUGGUGGGCGGUUCAGUGCCGGUAUUCGAUGAAAUCAUAUUGUCACUUGGAAGAUUAAAUAAAAUUCAAAAUAUCGAUGAAAUUACUGGCAUAGCGGCGUGUGAGGCUGGUUGUAUACUGGAAAACUUGGACAAUAAGGCGCGUGAAUUGGAUUUGGUGGUGCCGCUAGAUUUGGGCGCCAAGUCUAGUUGUCACAUUGGUGGUAAUGUCUCAACGAAUGCUGGUGGUUUGCGUGUGGUGCGCUAUGGUAAUCUGCAUGGCAGUGUAUUGGGUUUGGAAGUGGUCUUAGCAAACGGUCAAGUGUUGGAUUUAAUGUCGGACUUCAAAAAGGACAAUACCGGUUAUCAUCUGAAACAUCUCUUCAUUGGCGCCGAAGGCACGCUGGGUGUGGUGACUAAAGUUACGCUUUUAUGUGCUCCUGCGCCACAAGCACAGAAUUUGGCCUUUUUAGGUUUACCAAAUUUCGAUGCGGUGCUCAAAACAUUUAGAAGCGCGAAACGUAAUUUGGGUGAGAUUUUAUCAGCUUGCGAAUUGAUUGACGCCCCAACACUCCAAGCCAGUCUGGAUCAUUUCAAACUAAAUACACCUAUUGAGGGUUUUCCAUUUUAUAUGCUACUCGAAACAUCUGGCAGCAAUGGCGCACACGAUUUGGAGAAAAUAAAUCAUUUUCUGGAGUUGGGCAUGGAAAAGGGUGAAAUCAUUGAUGGCACCGUAGCGAGUGAGGCGCGUAAGAUGCAAGAAAUUUGGAAAUUACGUGAAUUGGCGCCAAUGGCUUUGGGAAAAGAUGGUUAUUGCUUUUACUAUGAUCUUUCCUUGCCGCUGCGUGAUUUCUAUAGUAUUGUAGAAGUAUUACAGGAGCGUGUAGGAGCACGUGCAACUAGAGUUACGGGUUUUGGGCAUUUGGGCGACUCUAAUCUACAUUUGAAUGUCUCCUGCCCGGCAUAUACCGACGAGCUCUAUCAUAUAAUCGAACCUUUCAUAUAUGAGUAUACCCACAAGCUGAAGGGCAGCGUAAGCGCUGAACAUGGCAUAGGCUUUCUUAAGAAGAACUACCUGAAAUACAGCAAAUCAACGGACGCGAUUGCGAUGAUGCGUGACGUGAAGCAUUUGUUGGACCCUAAGGGUAUCUUAAACCCUUAUAAAGUGUUAAAUUAAGUGGAAAAAUCUGUGCAUUGCAUAGUACAUACAUACAUAUACACAUAUGUACGUAUGUACAUUUAACAAUUAUGAGGCGUCAGAAAUAAGAAAUAAAACAAAAUAAAAA